Molecule: messenger RNA, 2988 nt
Organism: Podarcis lilfordi (Lilford's wall lizard)
Lineage: Eukaryota; Metazoa; Chordata; Lepidosauria; Squamata; Lacertidae
Source: the annotation of a GenBank genome assembly
AUGCCAAAGAAUGCACUGGUGACUCUCAGAUAUGGGGCCUACAGAAGCUGCAGCGUCGUUGAACACAGGACCUUCCGUCUGCAGGGCUUACAAGGUUUGUGACGUAGCCUGCCAGACAUGUCCCAUGCUGAAGGAAAAUGGGGUGGGAAUGAUGAUGAUGAUAAUAACAAUAAUAACAAUAAUAAUACUUUAUUAUUUAUACCCCACCCAUCUGGCUGGAUUUCUCCAGCCACCCUAGGCGGCUCCCAACAGAAUAUUAGAAGCACAAUAAAACAUCAGACCUUAAAAACUACCCUAAACAGGACUGCCUUCAGGUGUCUUCUAAAAGUCUGGUAGUUGUUUAUUUCCUUGACAUCUGAUGGGAGGGCGUUCCACAGGGAGGGCACCACUACCGAGAAGGCCCUCUGCCUGGUUCCCUGUAGCUUCACUUCUUGAAGACUUCAUAUCCCUUUACAAGCAUUGUCACAAACACUUAUUUCAAAACUGGGUUUAGGCCCAGGUUCAGCACUGAAGUAGCCUUCAUCACCCUGUUGACCUCUUGUGGGAGAAAGCAUAGCCUCCGACAUUUCUCUGAUUAAAAUAGGGGUGUCCUAUUCAAAAACAACAAUUUUACUAUCCAUACCCCACCUAUCUGACUGGGUUGGUUAUAUUUAUAUCCAACAAAUAUAAAAACAUAAGGGGGGAAAAAUAAACAUUAAAAAAAAUUCCCUAUACAGGGCUGCUGCCUUCAGAUGUCUCUAGGGCUGGAUAAUGCCAUACCCUCCAAUAUUUCUACAAUGAAAAUAGGGACACCCUAAGGAAAAGCAGGACAUUCCAGAGUCAAAUCAGAAACUGGAGCUGCUUCUGUGCAUCCAGGACUGUCCCUGGAAAACAGGGGCACUUGGAGGGUCUGAGAAAGAUGAAUUCAGCCCUAUUGAUUCCUACUGAUGUUUCACUAAAGCAGUGGAUCCUACCAACCAUGGUAUCUCACUGGUUUUAUAGAUUGAGAGUAGGAGUAGGAAGAGUGAUAAGCUGGUUCUGCUUCUGCUUACAGGGCCGCUUUUAGAAGAUAGCACUGGAGGUGAGAUUGCUUGAUUCCAUGGCAGUUGUGCUGUGGAGUCCUGUAAGGUUCUAUCUUAUCUCCCAUGCUUCUAAACACCUAUAUGAAUCCUCUGGUUAAGGUCAUCGGGGAAUGUGGAGUGAGAUGCCAUCAAUAUUCUGGUGACAUAUAAUAAUGGGUUUCCCCAGCCACUCUGGGUGACUUUCAACAGAACAUUAAAAACAGAAUGAAACUUCAAACAAUAAAAACUUCCCUAAACAGGGCUUCCUUCAGAUGUCUUCUAAAAGUUGGAUAGUUGUUCAUUUCCUUGACAUCUGAUGGGAGGACGUUCCACAGGGUGGGUGCCACUACUGAGCAGGCCCUCUGCCUGGUUCCCUGUAACCUUACAGGACUCCACAGCACAACUGCCAUGGAAUCAAGCAAUCUCACCUCCAGUGCUAUCUUCUAAAAGCGCUAUCUUCUCCAUUUCUUAUCCGAAUCUGGUUGUCAAUAGCAUUGUAUUUUAGCAACAUUACCUACCUACCGCCUUUCUGUAGCUGUGCUGAAAGCCGAUGGACACCAGGUAAUCCUGGAAGAAAUACCGGAUUGGAAUGAAGUGCAGCUCAUAGUAAAUGGAGAGACUGUGUUUCAGUGCAACAUUAAUGAUCUGGAUUUUGGUGGGUACAAUAUAAACUUGUUUUCUGUUUUGCUUUUAAAAAACAUUUCUAAGAAAUGUAAAAAAAUGAUAGAAGAAAUACAGAUGGCUCCUUCCAUUCUUUAGUAGGGCUCAUAGAUUUUGAUUCUAACUAUGGGAGCUCCUUGCCAAAACCCCCUAGCCCCCAACCCCACUGCCAAUGCCUUCUCCCACAACUAGGCAACCCCUCGUCCCUUGACACCUCACCUACCCUGUUGCCUCUCGCCUCACAACUUGCCCAAACCCUUCCCCAAGCUUGCCCCCAAACAGCUAGGUAUAUGGGAGACAUGCUUGUGAAUUAAAAGAAAAUGGUAUUCGGGGGGGGGGGGCAGAUAAGAUCCUGCAGACUACUGGUGGAAAUUGAGCCUGCAGAGAGGAAACUAUUAUUCAGGCUGGCUUUGCGAGUUAUUGUUCAGAGUUUGUUUGAGAUGGGUCAGCUGAAAACAGCACACACACAAAAGAAAAAUGAAGGGCAGGAGAUGAAAUGGACCUGGAUGUUUGUGUACACUUGUGUGAGAGCCCUGCCUGCCUCCAGAGCAACACAUCCUCAGCCUCCCACAAAUAUUAGAUACAACAAACAAAUACAGUAUACAGUGCCCAGGUUUGGGCUAGUGGAAGAAGAAGAAGAAGAAGAAGAAGAAGAAGAAGAAGAAGAAGAAGAAGAAGAAGAAGAAUUCAUUAUUUGUACCCCGCCCAUCUGGCUGGGUUUCCCAGCCACUCUGGGCAGCUCCCAACAGAAUAUUAGAAGCACAAUAAAACAUCAAACAUUAAAAACUUCCUUAAACAGGGCUGUCUUCAGAUGUCUUCUAAAAGUCAGAGAGUUGUUUAUUUCCUUGACAUCUGAUGGGAGGGCAUUCCACAGGGCGGGCGCCACUACCGAGAAGGCCCCUCUGCCUGUUUCCCUGUAACCUCACUUCUCGCAGGGAGGGAACCGCCAGACAGCCCUCGGAGUGGGACCUCAGUGUCCAGGCUGAACAAUGGUGGUGGAGACGCUCCUUCAGGUAUACUGGGCUGAGGAAUUCUAGUGUUAUAUGGUACAGUAGGGGGAAAUCAACACACACACACACACCAACCAAGAGGCUUGAAUAGCAUUGCAAAACUUUUCCAUGCUGCCUGAAGCCAUGAACAGCAGUGUCCUUUUUAAGAGGUGGGGGGAAACCUCCAAUGACCUAUUUAUGUUUUAACAUUGUCCAUCUCUCUCUCUCUCUCAGGAGGCGAUGGCCUGUUGGACCCACUUUGCCAAGAAGCUAGACAUGCAGUGUUAAAUGCUUACUGA